UCUGGCCACUUUCGCCGCGUCUCGUUGGUUCCAGAUGCCGCUCUGGCCCAUUUCCGCUCCGUCUCUAUGGUUUCUGAGCCGCUCUGGCCAUUUCCUUCGUGUCUCGGUGGUUUCCGGAGCCGCUCUGGCCAUUUCCUCUCCUUCUCUAUUAUUUCUCGAGCCGCUCUGGCCAUUUCCGGUCCGUCUCUAUAGUUCCGGUGCCGGUGAGGCCUUUUCCGCUGCGCCUCUAUGGUCUUUUUGGGCCGCUCUGGCCAUUUCCGCUUAGUCUCUAUGGUUUUUGAGCCGCUCUGUUUUAUUCCGCCUCGUCUCGUUGGUUCUAGAGGCUGCUCUGGCACAUUUCCGCUUCGUCUUUAUGGUUUUUGAGCCGCUCUGGCCAUUUCUGCUGCUUCUCUAUGGUUUCCUGAGCCGCUCUGGCCAUUUCCGCUCCGUCUCUGUUUUUCCGGAAGCCUCUCUAGCUUCUCAUCUCCUUCUCUAUGGUUUCUGGAGCCGCUCUGGCCAUUUCCGCUCCGUCUCUAUUGUUCCGGUGCCGGUGAGGCCACUUCCGCUGCGCCUCUAUGGUUUUUUUGGGCCGCUCUGGCCAUUUCCGCUUAGUCUUUAUGGUUUUGGUUUUUUUUGAGCCGCUCUGGCUACUUCCGCUGCAUCUCGGUGGUUCCGGAUGCCGUUCUGACCCAUUUCCUUUUUAUCUUUAUGGGUUUUUUUUUUUUUUAACCGCUCUGGCCACUUCCGUCGCGUCUCGGUGGUUUCCGGAGCCGCUCUGGCCAUAUUUGCUCCUUCUCUAUGUUUUCCGGAGCCGCUCUGGCCAUUUCCGCUUCUUCUCUAUGAUUUUUCUAGCCGCUCUGGCCAUUUCCGCUCUUUCUCUAUGGUUUUCUUAAUCCGCUCUGGCCACUUCCGCCCCAUCUCUGUAGUUCCGGAAGCGCCUCUAUCCUCUGAUCUCCUUCUCUAUGGUUUCCGGAGCCGCUCUGGCCAUUUCCGCCUCGUCUCGGUGGUCAUGGAAGCCAUUUCGGCCACUUCCGCUCUGUCUCUAUGGUUACCGAAGCCGCUGGGAUCCUUUCCGCCUCGUCUCUAUGGUUCUGGAGCCUCUCUGGCCCGUUCCGCCUCCUCUCGAUGGUUUUUCGGUCCCCUCCGCCCGCCCCGUCCCCUCCCGGUAGUGUCGCGGCGCUCAUGGCGGCUCUGGCGGCUCUCGGGGCUCCCCCGGUGCCCGAAAUCUUCGCCACCAUGGCGGAGGGGCCGAUCCCCGGCGGGACCAACCCGGGCGAGGCGUGGCUGGAGUCCCACGGGCGCAGCCUCGGGCACUUCGUGGACGGAGCGUGGCUGAAACCGGCGGGGAGGGCGAGCCUGGAGUGCCCCGAGGCCAGCACGGGCCGGGUGGUGGCCACGGUGCCGGCCGGGGACAGCUCGGAUGUGGCCAUGGCCGUGGCGGCGGCGGCAGCGGCGGCCGAGAGCUGGGCGGGGCUGGGGGGGCCCGAGCGGGGGCAGCGCCUGAGCCGGCUGGCCGCCACGCUGGCCGGUGACCGCGGAGGGGCCCUGGGGGCGCUGCUGGCGCUGGGCGAGGGGCGGCCGCUGUGCCGGAGCCUCGGGGCCGAGCUGGAGCUGGGGCUGCGGCUGCUGCGGGGGCUGGAGCCCCCCGGGCCGGGCUGGGCCCCCCUGGGGGUGGUGGCCGUGGUCCUGGAGGGUCCCUGCUCGCUGCUGGAGCUGCUCUGGAAUCUGGGGCCACUCCUGGCCAUGGGGAACGCGGCCGUGCUGCUGUGCCCCCCGGCGGCGGCGCCGGCGCUGCUGCUGCUGGCCGAGCUGUGCGGGGAGGGGGCCGCGCUGCCCCCCGGCGUGCUCAACGUGCUGGCCGGACCCCCGGCGCUGAGCCGGGCCCUGCGCGCCCACCCCGAGGUCACCUGCGUCACCUUCCUGGGGGCCGCACAGGAGGAGCUGCGGGCCCGGCUCUGGGGGUCCCCGUGCCGGGGGCCGCGCCUGGGGCGUCCCCGGGGGGGUCCCCGGGGCGGCCGCGUCGUCGCCAUCGUGCUGGACUCGGCCGACCUGGACAGCGCCGCCGCCGCCAUCGCCCGCGCUGCGGCCGCGCCCCCGGCCACGCUGCCGGGGGGCGGCUGCGUGGUGCUGGCGCAGGACGCGGUGGCGGCGGCGCUGCAGCGGCGGCUGCGGGCGCGGCUCGGGGGGCUGCGCCUCGGGGACCCCGCCGAGCCCGGCACCGAGGUGGGGCCGCUGCCCCCCGGGGUCCCCCCGCCCGAGGAGCUGCUGCAGGAGGCGCGCGAGGAGGGCGCUCAGGUUUUCCAGGCUCCGCUGCCGGCGCUGCCGGGGGGCGGGCGGCGUUUCUGCCCCCCGACGCUCAUCUCGGGGGUGGCCCCGACCUCGCGCUGCCUGCGGGAGCCGGUCCCGGGGCCGGUGCUGGUGUUGCUGCCCGUGCGUGGCCCCGCCGAGGCCGUGGCCGUGGCCUCCGCCCUGCCCCACGCCGCCGCCGCCGCUCUCUGGGCCCAGGACAUCACCGUGGCCCUGGACACGGCGGACAGGCUGCCCCAGGGGCUCGUGUGCCUCAACGCCGCCGAGCUGCCGGAGCCCUGCGCCGCGGACGCCCACCUGGAGGAGGUGCUGCGAGAGUUCGGGUGCCCCCCCUGGGAACAGCCCCCCAAGGUGGAUGAGCCGCUCAGCCCCCCGCUGACCGUGGAUGACCCCGGCGACCCCGAGCUGGCCCAGGCCGUGGCCGCCGCCCGCGGGGCCGCCCCGGGGUGGGGGCGGCUGCCGGGGGCGGCGCGGGCGCGGGUGCUGCGGGCGGCGGCGGCGGCGCUGCCGGGGGUGCCCGGGAGCCCCGAGGACGGCGGCAGCACCUGCAGUACCGGCGGGAGCCUCCGGGCGGCGCUGCUGCGGUGGGCGGUGCGCGCCGAGCGCGCGGGCGGGGCCGUGCAGGAGUGGCCCGGGGGGCGGGUCCUGCUGACGAGGCGGCCGCUCGGAGUGCUGGGCGUGGCCUGGGCGUGGCCGCGCCCCCUGGCGCUGGAGCUCCUCCCCCCGGCGCUCGCGCUCGGCAGCUGCGUCGUGGUGGUGGCGCCUCCUGGCGGACUCGGCGCCGCACAGCGGCUGCGCAAGGCUCUGGUGGCCGCAGGGCUGCCGGGGGGGGUCCUGACGGUGCUCCCCGGGAGCUGCCGGGGCUCGGGAUCGCGGCUGGCGCGGCAGCGGCCGGACGGGCUGUGGCUGUGCGGGAGGGACGCGGACUGCGACUGGGCCUCUGCCGUCGGCGUCCCCCGCGUUUGGGGGGUCCCGGAGGGGCUGCUGGGGGCUCCGGGGCAGGACCCCCCUCCCGGCGCCGAGCGGGAGCUGGAGCUGCGCUGCACCCGCCCCCGCUGCCUUUGGCUGCCGGGGGGCGCUCCCUGAGGCGCCCCCCCAGACCGCCCCCCCGAAUCUGCAGGGAUUUCGGACCUCACACUGUGCGACCCCCGCCCCAAUAAAGCGCUCCGAGCCGCA
Molecule: messenger RNA, 3462 nt
Organism: Motacilla alba alba
Lineage: Eukaryota; Metazoa; Chordata; Aves; Passeriformes; Motacillidae
Gene: ALDH16A1
Product: aldehyde dehydrogenase 16 family member A1
Exons: 17
Coding region: 1024-3372 (782 amino acids)
Molecular function (GO): oxidoreductase activity, acting on the aldehyde or oxo group of donors, NAD or NADP as acceptor
Source: RefSeq, a predicted model, not a curated record